Clavispora lusitaniae ATCC 42720 is the source of this 810-nucleotide messenger RNA. It is a transcript of the gene PRE4, whose product is annotated as proteasome core particle subunit beta 7. Gene Ontology annotation, cellular component: proteasome core complex. Lineage: Eukaryota; Fungi; Ascomycota; Pichiomycetes; Serinales; Metschnikowiaceae. The record is from RefSeq and is a predicted model, not a curated record.
AUGAAUCACGAUCCAUUCCAAUGGGGAAGACCCCGUGAUGAUGUUUACGGCACCUACAACCAAUCCAUUGCCAAAUGCAGCAAUUCUGUUGAGUUUCCUUCAAUGCACACACAACAGCCGAUCAUCACCGGAACGUCAGUUUUGGGGCUCAAGUUCAAAAACGGCAUUGUCAUUGCCGCCGACCACAUGGGUUCGUACGGGUCGCUUCUCAGAUUCAACAACAUCGAGCGUUUGAUUCGGGUGGGAUCUGAGACGGUGGUGGGGAUUUCCGGCGACAUUUCGGACUUGCAGCACAUUGAACGCCUCUUGCACCAGUUGGAGACAGAGGAAGAGGUGUACGACAACACGGGCGCCAAGUUGCGUGCCCCACACAUCCACGAGUACUUGACUCGUGUUUUGUACAACCGCAGACUGAAGAUGGAUCCGUUGUGGAACGCGGUGAUUGUUGCUGGGUUCAACGACGACAGAAGCCCAUUCAUCCGCUACGUGGAUCUUUUGGGCGUUGCCUACGGCGCGCUGGCGCUUGCCACCGGGUUUGGAGCGCACUUGGCCAUUCCCUUGUUGAGACAGCUUGUUCCUUAUGACGAAGACUAUGUCAAAGUGACCGAGGAGGAGGCCCGUGAGGCCAUUGUGAACUCGAUGCGUGUGUUGUACUACAGAGACGCCAGAGCCUCGGACAAGUACACAUUGGCCACAUUGACGUUUGAGGACGGGAAAGUGCAGGUGAAGUUUGCCGAGGACAUGCAGGUGGAGAACCAGAGCUGGAAGUUUGCGGAAAAGGUGAUUGGCUAUGGAAGCAAGCAGCUAUAG